This is a messenger RNA of Gaeumannomyces tritici R3-111a-1, 2020 nucleotides long. Its product is annotated as integral membrane protein. The record is from RefSeq and is a predicted model, not a curated record. Lineage: Eukaryota; Fungi; Ascomycota; Sordariomycetes; Magnaporthales; Magnaporthaceae. The transcript has 4 exons. Bases 229 to 1779 code for a protein of 516 amino acids.
AUUCCAUACAUUCUCAAGUUCAAGCACUGUCCCCCACCAACAGUCGAGUAGGGCUCCCAGAAAUGCUAGCUCUGUGCGCAAACACGAACAAGUCACCCGAGCCACUGAUCUAAGCCUUGGGGACGGUCGCUUCCGCUCGGAAUCAAAGGAAACCCUGGAGUCCAUAGCCAGAGCCAAAUCCGGGCAGCAACGGGGUUCUCCCACGAACUCGUCCACUCGCCGAGAAAAAUGAGCCGCGAGAGAGGCCGCAGCGGCUCGCGCGCCAAUCCAGGUGGCCAACGCAACUCAGAGUCGUACGACGAGCACACUCGCCUUCUCCCAAACCGUCUCGACAGCGAUGUUCCCACAUACCUGAACCCCGACGACCCGGCCGUGACGCCUUAUAAUCUGUGGACGGUGCGGCUCAUGAGAUGGGUCACCGUUGUGUUCGCCAUGAUCGCAUUCUUGUGGUGGAUAUUGCAGCUUGUCUCCAUAUUCAUCACACCGCCCGGGCUGCAUACACGAGGCUCCGUGUUCUUUGCUUUUGGCUACUCGACAGUGUCCCUGGCCAUUCUUGCCGUGGCUCUGCUGUUUUUCGCAGUGCCGUCCAAGUCAAUCAGGGUGCUUUCGGGAGUCCUUUCAGGCCUGCUGAUUGUCGACGCCAUCAUUAUUCUCAGUGUGACACAUCUCAGACACGAGGAGACCUUUGUGGGGUCCGCAAGUGUUAUAUGGGCCUUUUUCACGGCUGUGUGGACGCUCUUGGCGGACGAGGUUGUGCAAUGGGGCAAGAGAGAAGAGGAAGAGCGUCUGACAGGCCGGCCGGAGACGCGCCGUACUCUACUAGAGUGGACCGAGGUCGGCAUCUCGAGCAUCGUCAUAUUUGUGCUGUGCAUCGCCGCCUCCCUCAUGACCUGCACCCUCUUCAUCCGGGCCGUCGACUCGGGGCUUCAACCACCCGGAACUCGGCACUGGGUCGACGCCGACAAAUAUCAGAUCCACAUAUUUUGCGCGGGCAACAGCACUGAGCUCGACGAGCCGACCGUUUUGAUCGAAGGCGGUGAAGAACCCGUGGAGAACGGUCUGUGGCAGUUUGCCGACAACGCCGUGCGGAACGGGUCUAUGACGAGGUACUGCUUUGCCGAUCGUCCAGGCUUCGCAUGGAGCGACACGGCGCCCUCGCCUCUGACGGUAGGGAUGGCGACGGACGCCCUCAGCGAGGCGCUCGCGCGGGCAGGCGAGCGGGGCCCCUGGAUCCUGAUGAGCGCCGGCGUCGGCUCACUCUACUCUCGUGUUUUCUCGUCCAGGCACGGAAAGGAGACAAGGGGCAUCUUGAUGAUCGACCCGACACACGAGGAUUUGCUGUCACGAACUGCCGAUCCAGGCCGGGGUUUUUUACUUUGGGCUCGGGGCGUGUUGGCGCCUUUGGGGCUCAAGAGGAUCCCGGGCGCCGUGUUUGGCGGCCGCAGCCGAGAGGAUCGUGUCUGGGGGAGAUCGGCGUCGCAGGGAGAAAAGUACAUAUUCGCCAAGCUGCAGGAAGGCCUGGUGGCUAACUCGCUCAGCAAGCGCGAGGUCGUAGCGAGCCGGGCGAUACAGUACCGCAAGACCCCUCUGGCCAUCGUCAGCUCAGGGGUUCAAAUUCGGCAGGACAGCGAGUGGGAGGCGAAGCAGCGCGAUCUCGGCAGGCUCACGCGAAACCUGGUCAGCUGGGAUAUCGAAGAUGAGGCGCCGCACCAGGUCUGGAAAACGUUCAAGGGCCGCGAGCUGCUCGAGAAGCGGCUUGCACAGCUGGUGCGUGCUUGAGAUGAGAGUUGGGGGGAACUUAUAUAGCAGGUAUGACGAGCAGCAGACGGACUUACAGAGAUUGCCGUGUUUGUUGGUGGAGGGAACGGGGAAUGGUGGCGUGGUACCCGUAGGAUAUUGAAGCUUCGGCUACUGGACGAGGAAUAAUAAUGAGAGACGUAUGCCCCGAAGCCGCCUUGGCUUCAAAGUCAAAGAGUUUCUAUGUCGAGUCUGAUAAUUGAUUGUUUCGAUGCACCCGAGG